AUGUCCCCAGAGCCAUCCUAUGCAGUGGGGACCGCGCCAGACGAGUUCUAUGCCCGCAGUCUUCCGCCUUGGCGUGCUGUGGCCCGCAAGUUCGUCAUGCAGAGAUUGCAGGGCGAGUCCGCCUGGAUAGCAAAGAUGCAACAGAAGGUCCGCUCGCCCUUCCUCGAUUCCUACUUCAUGUAUACGAGCUCCUUGGGCACCCACACUUUUUUCAUGAUGGGACUGCCAUGCCUCUUUUUCUUCGGCUAUCCCGAGAUUGGCAGUGGUCUCAUCUUUGUUCUGGCAACGGGCGUGUACGUGUCCUCAUUCCUUAAGGAUCUGAUUUGCGCACCAAGACCGUACACGCCUCCGGUGUCUCGAUUAACAAUGGGGUCGCAUCACCUUGAAUACGGCUUUCCAAGCACGCACUCUACCAACAGCGUCUCCAUUGCAUUGUACGUAUACUCGCUCGUACACACGCAAUACUUCACUGCCGCCACUAUAUCGACUCUCACAUAUUCCUGCUUCUGUAUCUUUCUUGCCAUCUAUGUGUGCUCUAUCGUAUUUGGCCGUCUUUACACAGGUAUGCACUCGGUUGUGGACUGUGUAGGAGGAGUCACGCUCGGCGCGGGUGUAUGGGCUGCGUACGCAUUGUGGUGGGGAUCCGUCGAGGGCUGGCUAGUUGGAACAACUAGCUCUAAUAUCCUCCCCGACUGGACCUCGCCGAUUAUCGUUUCUCUAUUAUGCGGGUUGAUCGUCCACAGGCACCCUCAACCAGCAGACGACUGCCCGUGCUUCGAAGAUGCAAUUGCAUUUGUCAGUGUCCUUGGUGGCGGACUAAUCUCGCACUGGGCAUGCGAAAAGGUCGGCUUCGGCUACGCGGACCUCACGUCCCACAUGCCAGGUGACGCUUGGGCUUUCCUCGCCUCUUCAUCUAGCGCUGCGUGGCAAGCGUCCUUACUCUGGUGGGCGGUGGCACUUUUGAAACUCACAUCUGGGAUCGCGCUCAUCUUCGUAUGGCGUCUCAUUGCGAAGCCUCUCUUACACGCUCUCCUUCCGAGACUUUUCCGUUGGUUAUCGUAUGAACUCCCUAAUCGUAGGUUUUAUACCCCUGCCACAGAAUAUGAUGGUGCGGUACCCGAAGAAGGAUUACAUCCAAUACCGAGUGUGAUUGAUCUAUCUACAAUGCUCCAUGAGCAGAGUCAUUAUGAACUCGAUGGAGAACUUGGAGGGAUGAAGCGACGUAAAGGGAAGGGGCGGAGGAAGUCUACUGAUCUCAAACACCUGGCUCAGAAGAAAAUUGUGAACGGUGGCCUAUCGCAGAACGGUGCUAGUUCUAAUAAUGAAGAGUCGUCUAGCGAGGACGGCGAAGACGUCAUGCAUUACGACGCGGAUGUGUUGACGAAAGUUAUCGUAUACGCGGGUAUCAGUAUAUUCGCGACAAGUUUAAUCCCAAUUGCGUUUGAGGUGCUAGGUUGGGGAGUACACCCUUAA
Molecule: messenger RNA, 1473 nt
Organism: Fomitiporia mediterranea MF3/22
Lineage: Eukaryota; Fungi; Basidiomycota; Agaricomycetes; Hymenochaetales; Hymenochaetaceae
Exons: 5
Coding region: 1-1473 (490 amino acids)
Cellular component (GO): endoplasmic reticulum membrane
Molecular function (GO): sphingosine-1-phosphate phosphatase activity
Source: RefSeq, a predicted model, not a curated record